Messenger RNA from Penicillium macrosclerotiorum, 1707 nucleotides. RefSeq names its product putative C6 finger domain protein. The record is from RefSeq and is a predicted model, not a curated record. Lineage: Eukaryota; Fungi; Ascomycota; Eurotiomycetes; Eurotiales; Aspergillaceae. Bases 1 to 1707 code for a protein of 568 amino acids. The transcript has a single exon.
AUGGCAUACACGAUUGAAAGGUUGGAGAAAGCCCGCAGGCUAUUUCCCAGCCAUACACGGAAAUACUACGAGUUCGAAGACAAAUACGACUUGAGAAAUCGAGACCGCCCGCACAAUACCGUCAUCGGCUCCUCCUGGGUCGACAAUGAUGACGAUGAUGACUACAAUCCUCGACAGCCUCGACUGAAGAGAAAAUUGCCCUCUGAUCAUACUCACAGAUCUUCCAGAGGUCGUUCAAAGCGCGCACGAAGCCUCUCGCCUUCCUUGGCACCUCUUCUAGAGACAGACUGCGGGGCUGAAAUACAACCCUUGCCUUCUAUCCCAGUCACCCUGGGAGACCUGGGACCUUCAAAGUGGGACCUUGUUUGGAAACCUCAACAUGAACGAGAUCCAAAUCAAAGGCACUUCCUCCGCCCUCGCCAGAGGUCUCCUGAUUUCAUUUCGUUGGCCGAUCUUAGAACCCCGCCAGAAAUGACUGAUGUGCCUCAUGAAGCCAUUGUCCCCAACGGAUGUCUUGCGUGUCAAGACAUUAAUUUGGACUGUUCUCUGGUACUAGAACCACUUCACUACCCUUGCCGGAACUGCAAGGAUGACAAGUGUGACUGCUUGCUUGAGCCUCCACCUUUGUGGAAACGCACUUGUGAGAGUUGCAGGCUACGACGCCCCCGACGAUGCUCAUACAAUUUCAGGGACUAUGACCACAGUCUACCAUGUCAAGAAUGCCGACAACACGGAUUCAAAUGCAUUGCCGGUCCUGCGAAAGGUCUGCCGCCUCUUCAACCUUGCGAGACUCCAGAUAUUGAGACCAUAAAUGAAACGCAGCUUCCUGGGCCGAAUGAAUCCCCUGCCUCCCCUGGAAAACGUGUGGGCAGCGGUAUAAUGAGUCCGCCGGAGCGAGGCGAAUAUUCUGAUAGCUGGGUAAAUUGCGAUGAAAAGAAUAAUGCGGGUAUCCGACCCUCGGAGUCCUUGGAAUCCCAGAAAGAGUACCUGGGUGGCAAAGUGCAUCGUGUAUGGACUGAGUUUGCACAUCCAUUAAAGGUCCUACAUGUCCCGCCAAACGACGGAUCUGAGCCGUGUCACUGGUGUAAUAACUUUGCCUAUGGAAUCCUGGGGCUUGGAGUCAGAAAUCCUGAGGUUUUGGACUUUGGUGAUGGCAAGUUAAUCGAGCUAGCAGAUGGCCAUCAAGGGGAGGAUAAGGAAACCAGCCGCAUGUGCCAAGCUUGUGUCUUCAAAAGGCUUGAAAUCAUGAAAUGCUCUCAUAUUGACAUCGUUCCACUAGCGGGGUUUGAUUUACCAGGCAGACAAUUUGAUACAGCUCGUGCCUAUCGUCAUCUAGCUCAGGCUGGUGAGGCGUUGUACAAUCCAGCAUCAGCCGCAUAUGGGGAGCCUUUCAACAACACAAGAAAUCCCUGGUGCAGUCUCUGCAAAGAGCCUGCAUUUUGGUGCUGCAAAGCUCCGCAUUCUUUGAGUCAAAGUGUUUUAAUUGCCGGUUAUCUGUCCUACGAUCUAGGAUGCGAGCUUGUCCUAUGUGACUAUUGCGCCCAUUUUACAAAGAGAUUCCAGGGAAAUUUAAACAAGGUGGUGCAAUGGGGUCGAAGUGAUCCUCAAAAUGGGACUGAAUAUCGGGCUGAUGUGGAGUAUAUCCUGACUCCUCUCGAGUCAAACUAUUUACUUCGCCAGAUUGAGAAUCUUAAGCAGCUGGAAUGA